UUCGAUGUCGCACGGACGGCAAAGAUUCUACGUGACGUCACGUAGAAUCUUUGCCGUCCGCGCAGAAUCUUUUGAGCGUACUACGGUGGGCAGAGAGGCAAUGAUGGCGCGUAUUUCAAAAGCGGCGCAGCAGCUGUUUGCAGAAGUUGUUGACAUUUGUGCGCGGUCUCUAUGGAAACGUAAACUUGGACCUUUUCGAAACUGACGCACAUUGUGUAAAUGGCGCACAAAAUGGCCGGUCUCGUCGUCCGACUGUGUGCUUCAUCGAACGCAAAAUAGAAUAUUCUGCGUAGAAUGUUCUUCGUCCGAGGAGACAUCGAACGCGGCCUUAACCUAUUGUGAUUAUUUGGUUUGCAGAAGCAAGCUGAUGCUGAGUUGAGCUACACUGAGGCAAACAAUGGGUGCAAACAGUGCAGAUACAGUGCUCUCUGGGCACACCAACGAUGUCAACAGCUGUGACUGCUCUGCCAGCGGUCUGAUCGUCACAGGCUCCAGUGAUAAGACGGUGCGGGUGUGGUCGCGCCAGACGGCCGACCCCGCCGGUGCCGACCGGGACCAGUGGCAGGAGCUGGCCUACUCGCCGCUCACCUUCCAUCUGUACACCGUGCACUGCGUGCGCUUCUCGCCGAACGGCGCCAGCUUCGCCUCGUGCUCCACAGACGGCACUGCCGUAAUCUGGAACGCUAAGACGGGGGUGACGGUGCACACGCUGCGUCACCCCUCCCAGUCGCCGCUGCGCGCCUGCUGUUUCUCUGUGGACGGAGCCCUGGUGGCCACCGGAGGGGAUGACGGCGACGUCUGCGUCUGGAGCGCCGAACAGGCCGACCGGCCGCUGCUCACGCUGCACGGUCACGAGGAGUCGGUGUCGUGUCUGUCGUUCGGCGGCCCGGCCGGUCUGCUGGUCUCCGGCUGUCUGGGCGGAGAGCUGCGUCUUUGGCGACCCCGCUCGGGGCGCACCAUGCCGCUGGCCCUGCAGCAGACGGCGCACGACCUGGGUGUUACCUGCUGCCACCUGCGACCGGCCGACAGCGAUGGCGGCGGCGGCGAUCUGCUGGCCAGCGGCGGCAACGACUGCGUGGUGCGUGUGUGGACGGUCUCGGCCGAGGAGGGCGGCCUGCGGCCGCUGACCGAGCUGACCGCUCACACCGGGGUGGUGAUGGACGUCCACUUUUCGCCGUCGGGCCGGCAGCUGGCCUCGGCCGGCGGCGACAAGACUGUGCGACUCUGGGAUACGGAGAGCUGGACGCUGCUGCGAACCCUGCACGGCCACUCGCGGUACGUCACGUGCUGCUGCUUCUCCGGCGACGGACGUCUGCUCAUCUCGGGCUCUAACGACCGAUCCGUGCUGCUGCGGCCGGUGGGAGAGCCGGAGCAGGCCGGGGCGGGCCUGGCGCCAAGCGCCCCGCCGCGCCCCGCGCCCACUCAGGUGUCUGAGUGGACGUGCGACCAGGUGGGCGGCUGGCUGCGCUCCCUCGGUCUGGCCCAGUACGCCGACGCGUUCGCCGCCCGCUCUGUGGACGGUGCCCGGCUGCUGGAGCUCACCGAACAGGCCAUGGAAGACGAGCUCGGCGUCGAGCUGGUCGGUCACCGCAGUAAGCUGGUGCGCCAGCUGGACCGACUGCGUCAGGGUCCUCCGGCGAGUCCCGACACCACGCCGCCGGACGAGUUUUACUGCCCCAUCACCCGAGAGCUGAUGGUCGACCCGGUGGUCUGCUCAGAUGGCUACAGCUACGAGCGGAGCGCCAUCGCCGCCUGGCUGAAAGAGCGCACCUCUAGUCCCAUGACCAACGAGCCGCUGGCCGCACUCGUGCUGGUGCCCAACCACGCGCUGCGCUCGCUCAUCGGUCAGCGCUGGCGCCCAGCAGCGGGCCCGCUGAGCGCGCCGUAAUGGCCGCUGAACGCGCCGCUACGGUGGCUGAGCGCGCCGCUACGACCCCUGAGCGCGCCGCUACAGUGGCUGAGCGCGCCGCUACAGUGGCUGAGCGCGCCGCUUCAAUGGCUGAGCGCGUCGCUAUGGCCGGUGAGCCGCUUCAGUCGCAGAGCGCUCGUCGCUACAGUCGCUGAGUGCGCUCCAAUCGCAACACUAUCCACCAGCACAUGUGUCUUUAAAGUGCAAUUAUCGAUGUUGUUUCACCGAUUGUGCGUUGGUGUUUCAGCGUAAUGCAUGCUUUAAUCAAUAUUGUGGGUGGUCAUAAUAUGUGGUUACGAUUACGGCACAAAGUGAUCAUGUACUUACUUCUUGGUUGUGGCUAGCGCGAUGGUGAUAUUUUAUGAAUCAAACAAUCGCAAGCGAUUUAUGUUGAUGUGCAUAUUGUGUUGAUCAAUGGAGGUUGUAUAUUGCAUUUGUUCGUCAUGAAUCGUUUACAUUUUAAACGUCGGGACAGUGAAAUGUCAAAUUAAUGGGUCGGGUAGACACCAUGACUAUUUUAGCGACGCUAUACUGAUGUCUACGAUAAUGCUUGAUCAUAGUGGGUAGUUCUGCUCUGCAAUCUUUUUGCAGUCAUUGAGUCUCAAUGUUGAUUUCUAUAGUAUUUGAAACAAUUGCAGAAAAGCCGUGUCCCACCACAGUCAUCUAGCGUAACAAUCAGUUGCAAUGCUUAACUGCAGUGUAUGCAUCGUGCAACGCUACUGAGGUGCGUUCUGCCUUUUUCUGUACAUUGUGCAUUGGUUCCGACAUACUCAAUAUUUUGUGCCAGUUAUCAAUAUCCGUUUUCAUUAUGAUACCUUUCACAUCAGCUAGUCACAAUGUUGCAGCACAGCUGGUAGAUUUAUUUUGUUUUACGAUAUGUAUGUGAUGUCAAGUUGAUUUUAUUUGAACUGCCACGUCACUCGAUGUACUACGGCUCACACUAUUCUCUGUCAGUAAGUCCAGACGUGUAUCUUGUGAUCGUGUACCUGUUACCACUCGCCGGCAGUGGUGCGAGUGGUGCCUAUAGGAGGAGACCGUGCCUUGAAUCUUUGACAGGCGCCGCGGGGAGCAUGCGGAUGCUCCCUGUGCAUCACUGAGGUAUCCUGUGUCGUCUUUGCGACGGUGCUCUGACAUCCCGUCAGCGUGGCUCAUAGGGCGCACGGCACGACGGGUGGGACACGACCGUUCCAACCACCGUGAAUGUGACAACGAUCGUCCAAAUCAGAUAACUUUUAUCCUACUUGUCACCGGAACCGUUCAAACCACAGUAUAUGUCAGGGAAGAAAGAAUUGUACGCAAAUAAACGGCUGAUGCUGA
Amphibalanus amphitrite is the source of this 3226-nucleotide messenger RNA. RefSeq names its product WD repeat, SAM and U-box domain-containing protein 1-like. The transcript is spliced from 10 exons. Gene Ontology annotation, biological process: protein ubiquitination. Gene Ontology annotation, molecular function: protein binding; ubiquitin-protein transferase activity. The coding region runs from base 398 to 1888 and encodes 496 amino acids. Lineage: Eukaryota; Metazoa; Arthropoda; Thecostraca; Balanomorpha; Balanidae. The record is from RefSeq and is a predicted model, not a curated record.